UAUCAGUUUCAGAUAAACCCAAAAAAGGAUUGGGUUUUCUUUUGUGAAGACUUUUUUAAGCCUUUUUGGAGAUUUCUGAUGUAGAAAACAGAGCUGCUGUCGUUGCUGUUCAAUAGGCUCCGCCCCCCGCCCUCCCGGGCAGCAGCAGUCCUCUCAUGAAGCAGCAAACGGAGCAGCUGCAUACAUGUGUAGGAUGCGAGCCGUGACUCUCCUCUGGAUACUCAGCCUCCUGGUGAAGGAGGCACAGGCGUGGGGCUACAGAAAUGGAGUAUUUCACAACUCCAUCUGGCUGGAACAAGCUGCUGGAGUUUACCACCGAGAGUCACGCAAAGGGAGGUACCAGCUGACACUGAAGGAGGCCAAGGCCGUCUGUGAAUACGAGGGGGGGAAGCUGGCCACCUACGCGCAGCUGGAGGCGGCGCGGCAGAUCGGGUUCCAUGUGUGUGCAGCAGGAUGGUUCGAUAAAGGGCGCGUCGGUUACCCCAUCGUGAAAGCUGGGGUCAACUGUGGCUUUGGAAAAGUCGGUAUCAUCGACUACGGAUACAGACUGAACAAGAGUGAGCGGUGGGACGUCUACUGCUACAACCCCAACUCAAAGGAGUGUGGAGGAGUUCUGACCGAGCAGCAGAAGACCAUCCAGUCUCCAGGUUUUCCUGACCAGUACCAGGACGGCCAGAUCUGCUACUGGCACAUCCGAGUCCACCUGGGUCAGAAGAUCAGCCUCCACUUUCUGGAGUUUGACGUGGAGGAUGACACGUCAUGCUUGGCUGAUUACCUGGAGGUCUACGACAGUUACGACGACGUCUUUGGCUUCGCAGGAAGGUUUUGUGGCGACUAUUUACCUGAAGACAUCGUCAGCACAGGAAACGUGAUGACCCUGAAGUUCCUCUCGGACGCUUCAGUCACCGGCGGCGGCUUCAGGCUGCAGUAUGUCGCGUUUAACGCAACAGAAACGCACACAUGAUGCUCCUGGACACAAACGUCUUCUUGUUCCUAUAUUGUGUAUCUGAAUACUUUCAGAUCCAGCAUUCAGUGUGUUUUCAUAGGAACAUUUGGCAGAAAGAGUUUGUUUAAAUAAGUGUCUUUGUUUGGUGGAGAUCAUUUUUAUUGUGAUUUCAAAAAUGAAUCCAGAAUAUUCUUAUGAUGAGCUGUGUAAAAAUAAUCUGAGGCUUCAGUUCUGUUAAAAAGUUCCUUCUGUUGUGUGUUUACUUCAUAGUAUAAAAUAAAGUCUUUGAUGCAGUGAUCUUUUAAUGAU
This is a messenger RNA of Oryzias melastigma (Indian medaka), 1255 nucleotides long. RefSeq names its product tumor necrosis factor, alpha-induced protein 6 (gene tnfaip6). Lineage: Eukaryota; Metazoa; Chordata; Actinopteri; Beloniformes; Adrianichthyidae. Gene Ontology annotation, molecular function: hyaluronic acid binding. Gene Ontology annotation, biological process: negative regulation of inflammatory response; cell adhesion. The transcript has 7 exons. The record is from RefSeq and is a predicted model, not a curated record. Bases 185 to 964 code for a protein of 259 amino acids.